Messenger RNA from Durio zibethinus, 902 nucleotides. Its product is annotated as DNA repair RAD52-like protein 2, chloroplastic. NCBI's taxonomy places the organism in Eukaryota, Viridiplantae, Streptophyta, Magnoliopsida, Malvales, Malvaceae. The record is from RefSeq and is a predicted model, not a curated record. Gene Ontology annotation, biological process: double-strand break repair via homologous recombination. Gene Ontology annotation, molecular function: DNA binding.
AGUAAGCAAGAGAAUAAAUAAUAGGGCAGUUGGCAUUUGACGAAACACACUUGCGAAUCGGAAAUGGCAUUACAAUUGCGAAGCAGCGGCGUCGUCUUCCUGUCGCAAUGGUCGCCACAGCUCUCUUCUGACAGGAACAAUUAUAACAGCAAUAAGAACGGGAGGUUGGUAAUUGGGGCUGUGGGCAGGGGGAGAGAGCGAUUCAUCGGCCUUGUCCAUUGCAGCAACAAUAGCAGCAGCGAUGCUAAAAAGGGAGUCCCUAAUUCAAACUACGUAGUGCCUCUGGACAAGUCGUUUUCGCCUUCCAACUCCUCCUGCAUCACUCGCCCUCUGGUCGAAAUCCUGCGCGACCUCAACAAGCGUAUCCCUGAUAACAUCAUCAAGCCUCCAUCUAACUCUUCUUCUUCUUCUUCUUCUUCUUCCACCUUCCUCCCCUGGUACCAUGCCAAUCGCAUGUUGAGCUUCUAUGCUCCUGGAUGGUGUGGAGAAGUACGUGAUGUUAUAUUCGCUGACAAUGGAACCAUCACUGUUGUAUAUCGACUCACCAUUCGAGGGUCUGAUGGAGAGGCACAUCGCGAGUCUACUGGAACAGUAUCAUCCAGCGACAUUAACAUCGUAGACCCUGUUUCUGCAGCAGAAGAAAUAGCUUUCUGCAGGGCAUGUGCUCGAUUUGGUCUUGGCUUGUAUCUUUAUCAUGAAGAACAGAUGCCAUAGAGAGCAUGGAGAUUGACCUUCCAAAUGUGUCUACUUCUUACGUGUUUGAGAACUUGCUUGUACUUCCAUGUUGAUGUAGUAUGCUAUGUGGAAAACCUUAUCUUUCCAUCGAAUCAAAUUUUUAAUUGGCAAUUGGUGAGAGUUUACAGAGUAGCUUUUUGGCAAGUAUUGAGAAAAAUAUUUUCAAC